UGUCACCGCUUCCCCUCCUGUACCCCCAAAAUUGCAGCAAGUUAGUGUGAAGCCGACCUGAGGAAACCUUUCUGUCUCUUAACGUUGCCUGCACGAAUGGGGAGAGCUGUAGGUGGUUUGUAUUUACGAAGGGGAGACAGAAAUGAAGAGACAAAAAUAAUUUCCUGGAGGAAGUGAAUGUUAUUUCCCGUCAUUAUUCACAACGACCAUGUUUCAGUCAGCUGUUUCUUUCGGAGCACGUAUGAUCAGGCGGCUGAGAUAGGCCAUCCUGCUGCGGACAGUGGAGGGGCGGGGAAAAGCUGGGCUUUCGCGGUCUCCGCGGCGGCUCGCUCCGAGACGCGGCUUUCAAAAGAAACCGAAGAAGUCGCGAGCUUCAGAGCAGUGUUAGAGUCGCGCGAGAAGUUGUCAUGGAGAAAGAUGGCGAACUCGAGAGAAAGGCUGUGGAAGAACUUCUUACAGAGGCAAAGCGUGGGAAAGCCAGAGCUGAAACCAUGGGACCUAUGGGCUGGAUGAAGUGUCCUCUUCCAGGAGCCAACAAACGGUUUCUCAUCAACACUCUUAAGAAUACCAUACAGUCGCAACGACAAACGUAUGACUUGAGACAAAGGGAAGAGGUUAAGAAUUCGGCUCUCUCUGAGAAGGAACUAAGGAAAAAGGAGAAGCCCCACAAAAAUAGCUUUCAGCCUUACAAACAGGGAUCAAAAAGUAGGAUGAAGACUAGAAGGUCUCCUUCUCCACGGGGAAAUGAAUCAAAGAGAAGCAUCAAAACCUACAAGAGUACAAAAGAUUAUUGAAAACCUGGUGCAUCAACAGGCAUUUAAGAUUAUUAAACUAUAAAAGCAAGUUCAGGUUAGAGCGGAAAUUAGUUCUUGCUUUAAAUAAUUUCAGACAUUGACCCAAAACAGCAACAACCGGUGAAUACUUUCUUCUUGGACAGCCUUCUAGCUCACCAGCCAGAUUAACCAAAUUACAUUUCAUGUAAACAUUACGCUUAUUUGUUCUGUAUAGUUGCGUUGGUAGUCAAUGUCACAUGAGGUGAAGCAGUAUUUGACACAAAAACAAAGGUUUGGUUUCUCCCAUCAAUAGUGGCAAAGAAGCAGAAAGUAUAAAAACAAAUGCAGUGAUGUUCUGUAGAUAAAGAAGUUCUUAACAUUCUACAAAAAUGGUACCAGUGGUUAUUUAUUAGACAGAUAAGUGUUUUUAUGGUAACAUUAUGGGGUUUGUGAAUACACUUUGGAUUAAUGAAGCCUAAAGUGAUUUUUAACUGGAAGAAAAUUCUGUUGUACACAUUGACCUAAUCUUGUAAUUCUAUACUUAUCACCUUACAAUCUUCAUCUUGCUCAUUUUGAUGAAAAGAAAAUUUGUGAGCUGUUUAAUGUGGUGGUGGAAAAUUCAAUCCAUUGACUAAAUUUUCAAUCAUUGGUAAUGGUUUAUAUUUCCUACAAAACUUUCUAUCAAUAUAAUUUUGCCAGACUGAUAGAUUCAGCAUAUAGGCUUUGUUUACAUUAAAACAUUAUACAAUUACCAAUAA
Molecule: messenger RNA, 1531 nt
Organism: Stegostoma tigrinum
Lineage: Eukaryota; Metazoa; Chordata; Chondrichthyes; Orectolobiformes; Stegostomatidae
Product: protein POLR1D-like
Exons: 3
Coding region: 408-794 (128 amino acids)
Source: RefSeq, a predicted model, not a curated record